AUGGCUCUUUGGGCAUCCCUCAAGGUCCCUACCUCCUCCCAGACCGUCUCGAGUGUCUGGAUCAACGACGACAUCCGACCACUGCCUCCACUUCGACGGACUUGGACCCGGUGGGCGUACAUAUCGUUCUGGGCAAUCAACCAGAUCUGUCUUUCGAAUUGGCAGAUCGGAGCUUCUCUGGUUGCAGCAGGUCUGUCAGUCUGGCAAUCCGUAAUCGCCAUUGUCCUCGGCAAGAUCAUCAUCUCGGCGGUAGCAAUAGCGAAUGGAUACGUCGGUGCAGAAUGGCACAUUGGCUUCCCUGUCCCUCCAGUGGCGAGUCGAUACAUCUGGGGCGUAUACGGCAGCUAUCUGGCCUUGAUCCAGCGAAUCAUCCUCUCCCUCGUCUGGUUCUCAGUCCAAUCAUGGACCGGUGGCCUCUGCGUGCAAAAUAUUUUGGCCGCCAUCUUCCCAAGUUACCAGCAUAUGAAGAAUCACUUCCCGGCCUCCGCACACCUCGAUACGAAGCAAUUCAUUGGCUGGGUCAUCUUCAAUCUCCUCAUGGCACCAAUUCUGUAUAUCAGGCCUGAGGGCAUGAAACACGUGGUUCUUUGGAUGAAUGUCGUCUCGGCCAUCACUCUGAUGGCCAUCAUGAUCUGGUGCCUGUCAGCUGCACACGGCGCCGGCCCUCUAGUGUCACAGCCUGCGACCGCGACCAAUGCUGAACUUGGAUGGGGCAUAGUCUCCGGCGUCACGACGGUCAUCGGAGGUAUUGCCGUUGGCUUGACAAACCAGAUGGACUACUCGCGUUUUGCUCGCAAGCCAGGGGAUCAAGUCAUGGGCCAGUGGGUAUCGAUCAUCGGCUUUGGCGCUAUCAUGCCUGUGUUCGGCUGUCUGGCAUCUUCUGCUACCCAACAGAUCUAUGGGACUGCUAUAUGGAAUCCACCCGACCUGGUACAAAAGUGGCUUGACACAGACUAUAACGCAAAGUCACGAGCGGCUGCAUUCUUUGCAGGCUGUGGACUUGUUGUCUGCCAGCUCGCCAUCAAUGUCAUCGACAAUGCUUUCUCAACCGGCAUGGACAUGGCUGGGUUAUUCCCAUCCUUCGUCAACAUCCGGCGCGGUGCUUACAUCGGUCUCAUCCUCUCCAUCGCCAUGUGCCCGUGGCAACUUCUCUCAUCUGCAGCUACCUUCAUCAGCGUUCUGAGCGCCUACAGCGUCUUUCUGGGUCCGAUGGUCGGCAUAAUGGUAUGCGACUACUGGAUCCUACGGAAUCGACGCAUCAAGCUAAGCGACCUCUACCACCCGGGCAAGGACGGCGUGUAUUACUACACCUGGGGUAUCAAUUGGCGAUCCUUCGCUUCCUGGGUCGCGGGAUGGGCAUAUCUUCUACCUGGUUUCGCUCAUGCGGUCACACCUAGCGUAGUGGUCCCAAAGGCAUGCACGGAUCUCUAUUAUCUGGCUUUCCCACUCGGAUUCGUGGUCAGCUUCAUUACCCAUUGGGCGAUCAAUAGCAUCUUCCCGCCUUCAGGCCUCGGAGUCAAGGACGACGUGGACUACUACGAGACAUUCACGUUCGAAGAGGCCGAGAAACUAGGAGUUGCGCCAGUCGAACACUUGGACGGGAGGAGCGCCACUGAACCGCUCUCACAGGUUGUGACGAUGGAGCCGAAGCAUGACUAUGUGUAA
Molecule: messenger RNA, 1665 nt
Organism: Recurvomyces mirabilis
Lineage: Eukaryota; Fungi; Ascomycota; Dothideomycetes; Mycosphaerellales; Teratosphaeriaceae
Exons: 5
Coding region: 1-1665 (554 amino acids)
Biological process (GO): transmembrane transport; nucleobase transport
Cellular component (GO): plasma membrane
Molecular function (GO): nucleobase transmembrane transporter activity
Source: RefSeq, a predicted model, not a curated record